Capsella rubella is the source of this 1820-nucleotide messenger RNA. RefSeq lists its product as uncharacterized. The coding region runs from base 156 to 1595 and encodes 479 amino acids. The transcript is spliced from 6 exons. The record is from RefSeq and is a predicted model, not a curated record. NCBI's taxonomy places the organism in Eukaryota, Viridiplantae, Streptophyta, Magnoliopsida, Brassicales, Brassicaceae.
AAAAAAAAACCUUCGACCACCGAGCGAUAAUGGUGGCUGGACUAUGAGAUCUCCGUCGUGUUUCUCGCCGCCGAUUAUAAUCCUUCUCUACUAAUGGCGAUCUUAGUCGAUUAUUUAGGGUUUACUUGAAGAAGAAAUCAAAAGUAUUUAUUGGUAUGGAGGUGAAGGAAUCGAAGCUAGACAUGGAUAAGGAGUUAGAGGCAUUACCCAAAGAGAUGCCUUGUACUAGUAACUAUGAGGACCAUAGUUUUUAUAAUACUGUUGAAGAUCUCACUGAGGAUCCUUGUGGUGUUGGUGUUGAUGUUGCUGGUGGUGAAGAUAGUGUUGAUGUUUCUGUUAAACAAGAGGUGGUAGAUGAAGACGAGGUUGAUGUAUUGGAAUGCUAUGAUGAAGAUGAGGUUGAAGCCUCGGAAUGCUAUGAUGAUGCGACUGAUGGAUAUUCGUCGAGCUCGUUUAGUGGAACUGUUUCUGAGCAUGAGAGCGAUGAACCUGCUUUGAAUGAUCAAGAAGCUGAUUCCAUCACUUGUAAUGAUACUUCUCUUCCGCUCUGGGUUAGAAAGAGGAAGCUGACUGAUCACUGGAGGAGGUCUGUAAAGCCUAUAAUGUGGCGUUGCAAAUGGAUUGAGCUCAAAAUCAAAGAAUUUCAGAACCAAGCACGGAAGUAUGACAAAGAACUGGAAGAAUCUUUCCAAGCCAAGCAACUGGAGUUAGAAAAUCACAAAUCAGAAGAAACUGGAAUAAAGGCAUUGCCUUCUCUUCCAUGUUAUACUCAGAAAACCCGACCCAGGAAGAGGAAAAAGAGAAAGCUAGUUGAAGAUACCUUAGAUGUUCCAUCCUAUGCAUCAAACCAUAAUCUCUUCUCUUAUUACGAUUCCCGGAAGUCUUUGGCUGAUAUUGCUCUUAAUGACAACUCCCGCAACCUAGAUAAACGGAAUAAGAGCGCCAAGGAUGAGACAGUUUUCCCUGAAGAGACACCGCCUCUCGAGUUUAGAGAAGGCGAUGCAUACUUGGAACAGAUACUUUUGAAGAUUGAAGCAGCAAAGUCAGAAGCCCGUAACUUGAAAGCCCGAGUAGACAAGGUUUUGAGUGAAAAUCCCAGUAGCUUCCCUCCGGCUAACACAGUGAAUCUACUUGGAUCUGCUGAUGUGUUCACCACCUCAGAACAACAAAAGCCCCUGGUGGUUAUCAAAACCGAAGAUGAGAAAUCGAUCAUAUCUGAAGAAAAACCAGUGAAAUCUGCUUCAGUUUCAUCUCAUCACAACACACCUGAAGAUGAAGAAACAACAGAUAUAUUACUCUCUGAAAUCCUGGCAUCAAGACGCAGAGAAGGGAAAGCGAUUGUUCCCGAUAAGAAAGUGCAGAAGACAGAACAACAAACAUUAGUUGAGGAAGGUCCAUCAAGACCUGUAAGGAAAAGAACACCGCGCAAUCUUGAGUUGAUAACAAAGGAAGAGACUAACCCAAAGAGAAAAAGGGUUUCAAAAGAGAAGCCAAAGUCUAGUGUGACGGUGGCUUCUAGAUUUAAGCUUCCCAGCAGGAAGAGAAAGCGAGGAAAGCGAAGGUCAGGCUCUACUGGAUUAAGAAGAAGAUCCUAAAAAAGGUUUGGAAAAUUUGAAGAAACAAAUUGGAUCUUGUGUUAAAUAGCAAAGUAUGUUCAUUCUAAGGUAUGCUUAAGCCUCUAAAGUACAGAGAAAUAUAUAGAGUGGCUAUGUUUUGAUUCUUCAUGUCAAAUAUAUAUUCAAACUGCAUGAAGUUUAUGUAUUUGUGACAUAAACUAAAUCAACUUCCGAACUUGCUUCUAAAUAUUUUGGUGUAGAUAA